UCCUUAAAACGAUUCAGUCAUCCACCAACCCCAUUUCCCCUUCACCUUUUGGUCACACUUCAACCUAUUCAACUACCACAACUCGUUCUUCCCACCAACCCAACUCACUAACACGAACAUCUCUCCUAUUUCACGUUGGAAUCCAAAUUUUCAAGAUUUUUUUAUAGUCGCCAAUUUUUAACUCUAGCCCACAAAGUUCUUUUCAGGAAAAAAAUGGUAGCAGCUGCCUCCUAUUCAAUUCAGGCCACAUCAAGCGUUGCCUCCGCUCGGAUUCAGCUUAAGCCCCAGUCAGAUUCAUUGAGUUCUUCAUCACUCUCCUUCUCUUCUCAAUUACAGCCUUGCUCUAUUAAAUCGCUACAUACAACAAGACAACUGCAUUUGCAGAGAGUUAGUGCAGUAGUGAGAGCAGAGAUCAACUCACACACAAUGGAGGUUGAUAUCUCACUGAGCCCUAGAGUGAAUUCAGUGAAGCCGUCAAAGACGGUGGCUAUAACAGACCAGGCUACUGCACUUGCACAAGCUGGUGUGCCUGUUAUCAGAUUAGCAGCUGGAGAACCCGAUUUUGAUACUCCAGCAGCAAUUGCCGAGGCUGGAAUUAAUGCAAUUCGUGAAGGAUACACAAGGUACACGCCUAAUGCAGGCACCCUGGAACUCCGUACAGCUAUUUGUCACAAGUUAAAAGAGGAGAACGGGAUAUCUUAUACACCUGACCAGAUUUUGGUUAGUAAUGGGGCAAAACAGAGUAUUCUCCAGGCAGUUCUUGCAGUUUGUUCUCCUGGAGAUGAGGUGAUAAUUCCAGCUCCAUUUUGGGUGAGUUACCCAGAAAUGGCAAGGUUGGCUGAUGCAACCCCUGUGAUUCUUCCUACACGCAUAUCUGAAAAUUUUCUUUUAGAUCCAAAGCUUUUGGAAUCCAAACUGACCGAGAAGUCAAGGCUGCUGAUUCUUUGCUCUCCUUCGAACCCAACAGGAUCUGUUUACCCCCGUAAACUGCUUGAACAGAUUGCUGACAUUGUGGCUAGGCAUCCCAGACUUCUUGUGCUGUCUGAUGAAAUUUAUGAGCAUAUCAUAUAUGCCCCAGCAACUCACACAAGCUUUGCAUCUUUACCGGGCAUGUGGGAUCGAACUUUGACUGUAAAUGGCUUUUCAAAGGCCUUUGCCAUGACUGGUUGGAGACUUGGGUAUCUUGCUGGUCCGAAGCACUUUGUUGCUGCAUGCGGGAAGAUCCAAAGUCAGUCCACUUCAGGUGCCAGCAGUAUAUCUCAAAAGGCAGCUGUUGCAGCUUUAGGAUUGGGCUACGCAGGCGGAGAAGCAGUCGCAACUAUGGUUAAAGCAUUCCGUGAGAGGCGAGAUUUUUUGGUCAACAGCUUUGGAGAAUUGCCUGGUGUUAAAAUCUCGGAGCCCCAGGGUGCAUUCUAUCUUUUUCUUGAUUUCAGUUCUUACUAUGGCUCGAAAGUCGAUGGAUUUGGUGUAAUCAGUGGAUCAGAGUCCCUCUGCCGAUAUUUGCUUGACAUGGCACAAGUUGCUCUUGUUCCUGGAGAUGCUUUUGGAGACGAUACCUGCAUCCGCAUCUCCUAUGCAGAGUCCCUCACCACUCUUCAGGCAGCCGUGGAAAGAAUCAAGGGAGCACUUGUUUCCCUUCAGCCUGCCGUUGCUGUUUAGUCGGAUAAAAUUCACAUUUGCAGAAGAAUUUGUUGACAAUGUAUGAAAUUUACUUCGGUUGUAAGAAACAUACAUCAGCCGGAUGCGCUAGCUGUUUGAUUUGUCUGUGUCAAGAAUAAAUCUGUGGUUGCAUUGAGAGUUUGGUGAAUGCAUUCAAAUACUACGUUGUAACUUCAAACAAAGUUCUAUUGUUCAUUAAACUUCUGUUGGAGCUGUGGUGUGUUUUUGUUUUACUCACGCACCCAACACAUAUAUACA
This is a messenger RNA of Sesamum indicum (sesame), 1917 nucleotides long. RefSeq names its product aspartate aminotransferase (gene AAT). NCBI's taxonomy places the organism in Eukaryota, Viridiplantae, Streptophyta, Magnoliopsida, Lamiales, Pedaliaceae. Gene Ontology annotation, molecular function: transaminase activity; pyridoxal phosphate binding. Gene Ontology annotation, biological process: biosynthetic process; amino acid metabolic process. The record is from RefSeq and is a predicted model, not a curated record.